Megalopta genalis is the source of this 1090-nucleotide messenger RNA. Lineage: Eukaryota; Metazoa; Arthropoda; Insecta; Hymenoptera; Halictidae. The record is from RefSeq and is a predicted model, not a curated record.
AUGGAGUUAGCGCAGAGAAACCGGAUAUGGAGCAACAUCUAUUUAGCUUUGAAAAAGAAAGGCACAUGGANAACAACGGACCCGGAUUAUGGAGUUAGCGCAGAGAAACCGGAUAUGGAGCAACAUCUAUUUAACUUUGAAAAAGAAAGGCACAUGGAGAUGCUGCAGGAUUGGCAGACGAAUCGAAAGAAAAUAGUGAGGGAUACGGCAGAACAAAAUAAAAGCCACGAAUGGCAUACAUACCAAUCCAAAUUACUGACAGCGUCGAACUUUGUCAAAGUGUGUCGGCGAAGGAAAACAACCAAGUGUGGAAAUUUGGUAAAGUCACUGCUGUAUCCAAACAUAUUGAAUCUGCCUGCCAUUGAAUAUGGUCGGCAGUGUGAGAAUAUUGCCCGCGAACAACUUGCGAAGGAGGAAGACGUGGAAAUCCGCAAAUGCGGUCUCUUCAUUGAUGCAGAGAUACCAUUUUUGGGGGCAACUCCGGACGGCAUAAUUGACGACGACGGUAUCGUGGAAAUUAAAUGCCCGAAGACGGCAGAAAAAUUCUCGCCAGAAGAAGCGAUAAAAAAUAUUCAACCCGUACGAAGAAUAUUUGAAGAUGAUGCAGGUACUGCAUUACGCAGAACCCAUCACUAUUUUUACCAAGUGCAGGGACAACUGCACAUAACAGGUCGACAAUAUUGUCUGUUUUGUUUGUGGACACCAAAGGGUAUGAAAACUAUAAAAGUAACCAAAGACGACACAUUUUGGUAGAAUGAAAUGAAAUCGAAAUUGUUGCGAUUCUACGUCCAUUGCAUGUUGCCCGAAAUAUUGGACAGUCGCUACAUUAGGAACAUGAGUAUCCAAGAGGCCACAGAAACGGAGUACAAAAAACCAAUUGUGAUUAGCACAAAAUUAAUUAAAAAACCUGAAGCGAACCCACGCACUGUCGGGUCGCACACUUAGUGUGCGCGUUCGCUGAUUAUUUCAGCGAAGGAAAAUUUAAAAAGAUCUUAGCUCGCGAGUCAUUAGAUUCGCAGUGGCGAAAUAUAUUAGGCCAGCUGGCUCGAGGGACAGCUAGGCCUAACCUGGCGAACUUGGUGGCUGCCAA